AUGACUGAUCUUGUCGAGCGUGGCAAGGCGAUGGCUGCUGGCGUCAUGUCAAUUUUCAUUUUAAUUACCGCAGUCGCCGACAUGAUAUGUGGAGCGAUUUAUGCUUUGAUAGGAGGGAUACAUGGAUCUGGACUUUGGACAGGAUUCGGGGUAUGGCAUCUAUUCAUGUGUGUCUUGAUUAUCAAAUAAAAAGGAAUUGUAAAACGUCAAUUGAAAUUGGUAAACAAAAAUAACGGUUUGAAUCUGCUUUACGUUUUCAAUACUGGACGCCAGUUAACCCCAAUAAUGAUGUUUUUUAAUCUAAAAUUGUUCAUACAAAGAGUUAAAUGUACAUUCAUCCCAACUUUCAUUGAUCAGAGGGGGUGGCAGGGCUGAAAUAAAGUUAAGAAGUAGCUAGUCUCUCAAUACAUUUUCCUAAAUUUUGCCAUGUUAAAGACCGUGUGAAAACUUUUCUCAGGAAAACUACAACGGAAAACGUUGGUUACAUAAAGAAUUCUCGUCUAUUUUGAACCAUACGAGAAAAAUAUCAAAAAUAUACAGUUACUGCUUAUGUAAUUCUACGUUCAGUUCAACGAAUUUAUGUUUAACGUAGCUCAGUUAGUUCUAUUAUACUUUGCCGCAACGUCACCAUUUCAACUCACAUAACAUUAUUAGUGAAGCUGUAUUGACAUAUUUUUCUCUUUUGUUCAGUUACUACUUUGUGCAGUGUUUGGUCUCCUAACGUGGCUGAGAAGAAGCAAAACAGCUGUGAGUGAUUUAGAGUAGAUUAAAAAAAAACUUAUUUACCGUUCAGAGAUGCAACAGGAAAAAACCUGCUUAUUGAAGCCGCUUCGAAAUUUUUCUUUAUUUUAUCUUAUGAAGAGGUUAUAAACUGAGCUCAGUUUAUAACAUAGUCUUGAUCUCUGUCAUGUUUGCUGUUUUCCUUUUCUCUGUUUUGAGUGAGUGUUUAGCUGAAAAAAAAAAGUGCGGAGAAUCGUUUUAAUGCAAAUGUUCUGUGGUCGGGGAAGGAUUACAAUUUGUCUGAAACAGUUACAAGAGACCCUAUAUCAAAGAGAAAUUUUCCUGGGAAAAAAAAAGAAACUAAAAAAACCACAAGGUUUUCAAUGACGUUGGAUUAACCAGUCUUACAACUUUGAACAACUUUAAGGGUUCUUUCAAUCUUCUUUACCUUGGCAUCGAAACAUUUGACGGGAGCUUACAUGAUAUACUGUCCCUAUGCAAUUUGAUUGGCUGAUGAAUCUGGCUUUUUCUUCACGCUGAGAUGCCAUUUAAAAAUAAAAUGGGGCGAUCACGGGCAAAUAAAUGAUACUGCUGAGAGUUAAUACAAGCAAUAAGUUCUCUGAUAAUCGCUGUGGAAAGAAAGAGGGAGUUAUGUGUUACUCGUUACUUUUUGCAGAUGGCGUUCUUCCUUGUCCUAGACAUCCUGUGGUUUGUUGUGUGUGCGGCUGGGACCGGAGUCUCAUUUGGGCUUCUUACCUUACUCACCAUUCUAAAAGGGUUGAUGGAAGAACACUGCAGCUUGAAUGCGGAGGGAACAUGCCACUGCAGUGGAGAAUAUGAUGUCCCAAUGAACAGUAAGCUUCUAAUACAUAAUGUCCGACGAGCAUUCGCGUCUUUUUUAGGGAGGUUGCCCUAGGGUGGCUUCCUGUGAGUGGAGGAUGUACAAAAUAGGUUUCAUGUAAUUUCAAUUUGAGCAACAAGUAUAACGUGAAGUUUUCAAAUCGAUCGCUUUUAUCUGAUCUGAAUCUACGCCUUCCUCGCUGCAUACUGUAAGGUGUAGCCUUCUCAAUUUAAUAUUUUGUUCAUUAACCCAAAUGAUUUUUUUUUGCUUAUUUCUUCCAUCUUGAGAGAAAUUUGCGCAUCGAAGAGAAAUACUCAAAAACUUUUGACACUAUUUAAGCGAAGAGCCAAUAAGCCAACCAAAUUGAAAGGUUGACGUUACAGCAAACAACACUUCGACGAGCUAGUAUGUCGACGGACAUUACGGCUCCUUUUAUGGCCAGUGCUGUUAUUAAAAAAUAAAAUACAUCAGACCCUAUAUGCAAUGGUAAAUGUAUUGAAAUAACUGAUUAACCUUAUUCUACCAUUCUUGCAAUUCAAUUUUCAGUGGAUGACUGCGACAAAGUAACAGUAGCCCAGCGCUGUAUGUUUGCUAUCUUCGUGUUGGACGGCAUCGGAGCCCUCCUUGCGCUGGGUGGUUCUAUCAUUGGUUGCAUGGGAGUCUGUUGCACUGGACAAGUCGUGAGUGACAUGUUUCCUAGACAGUUGUACAGUUGUUUCUUGGGAUGUCAAACCCCCCCCUCCCCCCAUAACCACCCCCCUCCCCUCCUCACUCAUUCAAAAGAGAAACUUUUUGUGGUGAGGACUGGAGUAGGAUUUACAUUGCGUGACAUUUCAAGAACGGCUUCUUUGACAUUCUAUGACCGUUGGUUACGAAAGCUCUUUGUAUAACGUCGUUCUCUGUCAACAGACGAAUUUGAUAAUUUUUUCUCUGAUGUUUGUUUUUUUUGUUUUUAUCAGGCGACUACAGUUGUUGUUGUGGAGCCCUCUGGAGUGACGACGCAGAAAAUGAACCAAGGUGCACCUCCCCCGGAAUAUCCUUCGAUCCCUCGCUAUAAAUAG
This is a messenger RNA of Pocillopora meandrina, 2622 nucleotides long. The record is from the annotation of a GenBank genome assembly. Lineage: Eukaryota; Metazoa; Cnidaria; Anthozoa; Scleractinia; Pocilloporidae.